Molecule: messenger RNA, 678 nt
Organism: Sphaeroforma arctica JP610
Lineage: Eukaryota; Ichthyosporea; Ichthyophonida
Exons: 1
Coding region: 1-678 (225 amino acids)
Source: RefSeq, a predicted model, not a curated record
AUGACUCGAUACAUGGGUCUACCGUUUGAAGUUGUUGCUGAAAUGGGAAUUGUUGCGCCCUUAGGGAUGGUUAAGGCGUCAGUGCAGAUGAAGAGUUGGCACGAGCGAUUCCUGCAGUCUGUGCUGAGGAUGUUGGUACUGGGUUCGCUACCAAUGAAGACGGAUGUAUUAGUAGCUCAUGACACUAUGGUUAAAGAUGGCUUAAACUUGGUGUUGACUAGCAGUCAGUGUUUAGCGCUAGUGCAGAAUGGAGACCGAAUGGACUUUUUGCUACAUGAGGCAAUGAGGCCUAAGUUGGUAACGACAACAGAGUUGCCAAGGAAGCAGGCGUUGGUCAAGCCGGAGACAGUGCUGACACCAAGGCAGGGACGUCGUGUGAGGGCUUUAGUUCCAAAGCGUCGUCCGUGGAAAGAUAAAGUGUCUAGGAAUGGAAUGCAGGCGAAGAUGCGACGCCAGAUGAACAUCAUACACUUAACGGGUGCGUUGACUAGAGUUCUGCAGAAGCAGUAUGUGGCAGCAGCUACAGCACAUUUUCAGGUAAUGAAGGAACGUGUUGAACGAAUGCGUAAGAAGGAUGAGCUGGACCUGGUUGAGGAGCAUAUUCUCCCGAGGAUUCCAGAUGUGUUGGUACCGGUGGAUUUACCGGUGGGCGAUAUAGACCCAGGUGGGACAAAAUAA